GCCUUUUAUGGGCCUGAAAAACAGGAUUCAAAGUCCAACAGGUGGUAAAAAUUGACAAAGCGCCAACUCAUGUAGUCCGUUAAGUGCCCUAUGGCUCAUGUGAAAGGGUUACUAGCGGGGGUAGUCGACUGAAGACUGUUAUGACACGGAGGUAAACGACCAGGUAGGGCCGGGGAAAUAACCCCAGCUCAGCCCGCCUCACAGUCAACCUUUGGGGCAGGAAUGUGAACGUAGACUCCAUUAUGGAGAUCCAUCAAGGAGCCAGGAAAGGCAAGCUUUCAAAAUGCUUUACUUGGAUUUGCAAGAGAAAGUCGUUGGCCUUAAGAAGAUGCUUGUCUGAUGUUUUAAGCACAUCUGGCUUAAGUAUAUCUUCAUCUGAAAGCUGGAAGUCAUUACUUUUGCCUAUACUGUUGUUCUGUGCCAUUUUGCUGGCUUUGGUCCUAUACGCUCAGGUGGAAAGACUGCACAGUUUUGUCUGUGGAAUCUUCAUUCCUCAAUACCACUAUCCCUAUGUGGUGCCACUCACCUUUGCACAGGUUCUGAUCAUCUCCCUGGCGUUGCUGGCCUUGCACGGCGUGUGCGUGAUCUCGUUGAGGCCGUACAGCCUUGGACUCGGGGAGCGCAUGCUGGUGCCCGCUGUGUGUGGCAGUGCCCAGGCUGUGCUGGAGCACUGGGCACGGGCCAAUGCCCACUCUGGGCUGUACCCUCUCUUCACACGACUGCUGCCAGUCCUCUGUGUAGUAUGGAGUCAUAUCUUCACACUGACUGCAACACCCUCUCUCUACCUAACGUGCUUACUGGCUGGUGUCACUCUGGGUUCCAUCACUAUAACAGUCGCAGUGGGCGUACAUUUUGUGGAGCCACUGGAGUGGGUGUACUCUCCUCUCAGCGUACUCCUACAUAGCUUCUCUCUCACCUGGAUGGCCAAAGUUGCAGAAGCGGAACGCCGCCACGCUUCUGUGUUCGAUUGCUACUUCUCCCUGGUGGUGACGCGUUGCUUUGUGCUGGGGUUCCUGAGUCUGCUGCACCCUGACGGACCGAGGGCCCUGGGCGAGGGAAACUGGCACAGUCUGCUCUUCCUGGGCUACCUACUGGCCAUCCUCCUGCUUGGAGCUUUACAGCACCUCCUAGUGGACAUGACUGCGUUAUACUUCUCCCCUCUGGCAGCUGCCUUGCUUUACGCUGCCCAUGAGCUGGCCCUUCCCUUUUACAGCCUGUUGUAAUGGGAUGGAAGAUAAAGACAACACAUGGCAGAAGGGCCAAAACCUUCAGAAACUAUUGGUUUGUUUACAAAGAGAGUGUUGAAAUGUCAAUACUUGGUGAAUGUUGAUGAAUCAAUAAGAACUUGACAAGUGUACAGAGUUGACUUGUUUUGGGAGAACUUGUCGGUGGUGACGUACGCUGGUCAUUCCUACCUUUCUGCCCACUUCCCAUAGCUCUUGAUGUUUUUCAAAUGUCUUUUAAAGUGGUGGGACAAACAAAACAAAAACAUUUGGACUCACAGAGUACUUUCAGAAUAGAGUACUUUCAAAAGUGUAACUUCACUGCAGAUAGAAGCCAUACAUUCCAGUCUGAUUUUCUGUACUUUUGCUGGCAGAAAGCACAGUUAGAUCAAAGCUAAAACCUAAGCUACAACAUUAUAUACAUGGCAGUGGCAACUGACUGCUACAAGCUAUGAUGAGUUGAUAUAUUGAAAAGUUAUGCUGUUUGAACAAUGUGUUUUUGCAACAAGUAAACCAUGAAGAAAAA
Molecule: messenger RNA, 1749 nt
Organism: Clupea harengus (Atlantic herring)
Lineage: Eukaryota; Metazoa; Chordata; Actinopteri; Clupeiformes; Clupeidae
Source: RefSeq, a predicted model, not a curated record